AUGGCAAAAGACAAAUGGUUUCGUUCGAUAGAAUCGACGUUCUAUGAUGCCUUAGAAUACCACGCAGUACCUGAAUGGAUCAUCGAACCGAUGCCGCCUAGGGUGAACACUCGUCGAGACGCUUUAGAUGGACAGAAAGAACGAUGGCCAUUUCGAACACAUAAUGCUAAAGGAAAAUUCACCUGUCCUCGGUGCAAGAAAGUGUGGAAGUCGUCUUUUACGACUGUCGUUUGGAGAGCUCGGAGAAAUACAAAUGUUAUUCAAGUUCGUAUAGAAAAACAAGCUUGUCAAGGGUGUAACAUUUACUGUCAAGGGUCUCUUGUUGAUAUUGAGAGUUUAGCAUGGACGGCAUACUGGAUGUGUACUUGGAUACUAGAUGUUUUCUACGGUAUACGUGAUGAAAACGCGAAUAAGCGUGCAGAUAAACCGGAGGAAAUUGAUGAAUCAACUGCACCACAUGAUUAUGGACGCUGUGAAGCUGGUAGAAAGGGUAUAUGCAGAAAAUGCAAUAGACAUUCGCAAGAACAUUAG
Molecule: messenger RNA, 531 nt
Organism: Adineta ricciae
Lineage: Eukaryota; Metazoa; Rotifera; Eurotatoria; Adinetida; Adinetidae
Source: the annotation of a GenBank genome assembly